Colias croceus (clouded yellow) is the source of this 4458-nucleotide messenger RNA. RefSeq names its product N-acetyltransferase ESCO2 (gene eco). Gene Ontology annotation, molecular function: protein-lysine-acetyltransferase activity. The record is from RefSeq and is a predicted model, not a curated record. Lineage: Eukaryota; Metazoa; Arthropoda; Insecta; Lepidoptera; Pieridae. Gene Ontology annotation, cellular component: nucleus; chromatin. Gene Ontology annotation, biological process: mitotic sister chromatid cohesion. The coding region runs from base 244 to 2967 and encodes 907 amino acids. The transcript is spliced from 10 exons.
UUGCUAAGUGGCGCCUGUUUUGUGUUCGUUCAUCGUAUUUAUCACUGUAUUUCAACAAAAAUAUUACUGAUAGACGCUUUCAUGAUCUUUUGAAUGAAAUACUAAAUAAUUGAAGUGUUAUUUGUUGUUACUAUGUAGUAUACUUUUACAUUAGACUUGACCAUUGGGCGCGAACGACAGGUGUUAACUGGCCUUGUCCUGAAGCAUCCAAGUGGUUGAAUUUAUACUGUUUUUACGUCCACGAUGGCUGCGGUAACACCCCGGCGAUCUUCUCGCCUUCCUCACACGCAUACUCCAAAAAUGUCUGAGAGGAAAAAGGGGUUAUUUGUAACUGAAGCCGAAGCUUCUAAAGAGUCAUUGACGAAACACAGAAGACUUUCAGUCGUAGACAGUGAGAGUGAUAGUGACGAUUGUGAUUUGGGCAUCAUAAGUACCCUUGACUCUAGUUCUUGUGACGAAAAUGAUCCUAACACUCCAAAGACACCUGAGAGAACUAUAUGGCAUGGAACAAGAAGCCACUCAAGAAAGCUCAAAGAAACAACAGAUCUGAAGAAUUUCAUGAAAUCUCCAUUCACAUUGAAAAAGUAUCAAACUAGGUAUUCCUGUCCAGAGACAAGAUGUUCAUCAUCAACUCCAGCUACACCACACUUCCAGAACCAUCCUGGAACUCCAUCCUCUACUCACUCUUGCACCAGUGUCCACACAACUUCAUCUACCUCUAGCCGAGCUAGGAAAAGUCUAGCAAGCCUGAUAGCAGACACAGAGAGCUGCAGUAGCUCUCUAAAAGACCUCAACUUUGACACAGACUCAGGAAGUGACUCAAAAGAGAACACACCAACCAAAUCAACUAGACGUUCCAAAAGGUCCCAGAAAAUGACACCAAAGCUACAAAGUUUUAAAGGCAUCUUGAUGGAACAGAAGAAAAAUGUCUCCCCAAUGAAAACGGCUUACGUUUGUUUAACCAAAAUGGAUUUGACAAACAUGAUGUCACCUACUCAAAUGUUAAAGACUCCCCAUAAUACAACUGAAGCUAAAGCAUCUCCUCCUAAACUGUCUCACAACCGCAGAUCUGCUAUAGAAAUACAAGAGAGUCCUGAAUCUACUUGUGACAGUGAAAAGAGCCAUAAAAGGUUACACUAUGAUGAUAAAGUUGAUACUGGGCCUGUGUCUAAAUACCCAAGACUUGAUCCUACUACUGCACCUAAAGCUAGAUUAUCUCUAUUCAACAGUGAGAGACUCAAAGAGAUUCUCUCCACUAAGUCUUUCUAUGGUAAAUCCAACCCAGAUCUAAACACUAGCAUUACCACUAAGAUCUCAAAUGCAAUCCAAGCAACUGCCACACAUAAGCACAGACCAUUCAACUCACACUCAAAUAAACGUAAGAGAAAGCCAGGACAAAUCAAUAUGGGUGUCAGACACAAGAUUAAAAAACCGAAAGCACUGAAAAAACUGAGUCCUAAAGGUUAUUUGAAUACAUCAGUGACAGAGAAGUCAAUUGUUUCUAAUAAAUCUUUGGUAAAUUCAACUAUGUCGUCAACUAAAGAUGAUUCCAUGUUAAGCCUGAAUACAUCUCAAGAAAUGGAGCAUGACAAAACAGAUCCAUUCGACAAAGAAAAACAAACCAUUGAAGCCCUCCUCAGUCAAUGGACAGAGGAAGAAGUCCCGGAAUCAGAACUGAUCCAACAAAAAGAAUUACCAUGUUUUAACAGCACUGUUAUAGAAGAAACAAAGUCCAUAUUCCAACCAAUUAUAGCCGUACCUGUGUCUAGUUCUUUGCCCCAAGAUGAAGCUGUUAUCGUUGAAAUUGGUUCCUCAAAUGUUCAGGAAAUUGGGCCACAAAAUACUACAGAAAUAGGGGCACAAAAUGCUACAGAAAUAGGGACAGAAAAUGCUUCAGAAAUAGGGGAAAAUUUGCCCCAAGAAAAGGGUUCAGAAACAGAUGUAGUUAUGGAUGCAGAGAGUCAUACAGCUAGUCAUGGGGAUUUGCCGAAUGGGCAGUUUUUACCGGUGGAGGGCGGUUAUAUAGUGGUUGAUGGAACUGUUGUUCAUGGACAGCAUGAAAUCCCAGAUUUGGAUGAAAUAGAGCGCGAACUGAUAUUGUUAGACGAGCAGAUAUUAAAGAUGGCGCAGUCUAAUAAUAUCGACGCUCAAGCUGUAUUGGCUUCUACCGAAACUAUACCCGUUGAUGGUACUUCACCAGUAACGGUAGAAAAUGAAGAGAAAACAGCAAAAUUGUUCCCUAUAUUCAGCAAGCCUAAUCCUGGAUUGUCUACUCCUACAACUAAAGAUUCAACAGAUAAAAACAAGAAGAAGUCAUUACUUAAAAACGGCAGCGAUCAAUACGUAAUCGACGCGGGACAGAAGAAGUUUGGCGCUACACAAUGCAAUGAAUGUGGUGUUAUUUAUCAGAUUGGUGAUCCACAAGACGAACAUGAUCAUCUUAUACAUCACAAUGCAACUGAUGUUCUCAAAUUCAAUGGCUGGAAAGACGAAUACAUAGUAGAGAAAACACCAACCGGUCGUAUUAUACGCGUGCGUGGUGGAGAUACCGGUUGGAAACGGGUUGAGAGUGUACUGUCCCGUGUGGUACACCCACAGUUGGGAUAUACCACGUUAGCUGGCGAUGUUCAUGCUUAUACCGCAUACCUCUACAUAGAGAAGAAGCAAAUAGUAGGCUGUUUGAUAGUGGAGCCUAAAUCUAAAGCCUACAAGUUGCUACCAGGGGAACCAGACUGCUGUAGUAUUGAAGAAUAUUCCGUCAAAUGCGGCAUAUCAAGAAUCUGGACGCAUCCAAAAUUCCGCAGACGAGGCAUAGCAGUACGCAUGUUAGAAUGUGCCCGAGCCUCUUUCCUCUAUGGCCUGGCUCUAACUCGGCAAGAACUGGCUUUCUCUGCUCCAACUCCAGCGGGAAAAGCCCUCGCUACAACAUAUUGUGGAACCGCUAAUUUCUAUGUGUAUCUGAGCUAGUGUUUUAGUGAAAAGUGACAUAAAUGCAAGUGAAACUAUGUGACAUCAUGCUUAAGUGUGUCCGAGCCUUUAUAUCCUGGUUCUAAUUCGGCAAAAACUAGCGGAAAAGGCCCUCGUUACAACAUAUUGUGGAUACACCAACUUUUAUGUGUGUUUGAGCUAGUGUUUUGAAAAUAUAUGAAAAAUACUAAAAAGUUGUGUGUUAUAAGUGUUAGUUACACUAUGUGCAGUAUAAGAAAUAGGGAACCAAUAAAUUUUGGUUCUUAUAUUUUUAUUAAUAUGGAUUUUUCUAGGUUUCUAAAUUUGUACUAUGUUUUAAGUUCUUGGAAGACAUUUUAAGUAUUUAGAUUUAGAUCUAAAUAAUGAAGAUUGUAUGUUUUAAUUUUUUAUACUAUGUACUGUGUUUUAAGUUUUAGAAACUCUUUUCUUAUAAAAAUUUUUAGUGAGUUUUGAUCUUAUAGUAGUGAAAACAUUUUUAGCUGUUUUAAAUUGAAAUUAAGUAGUAUGUCUGAAAUGCUCAAAUGAUUUUAUAUUUUAUAAAAGUUGAUUAGGCCCUAUAAGUUUGUAGAAAACUUGUAAUAAUGUUUUAAAUUUAGACAUUCCUUAGAAUAUAUUAGUUUUUAAUGUUUUUUUUAGCAACUAACAUUGCUAUGAUAUUUUUUUACCUAUUCAUACUUCAUUUAGGUAUGAGUUACAUAAUUAAGGCAUGAGAUUUUUUAGUUUAUAUUUUUUUGGCUUGUAUAUGGCCUUUACAUUUUAAUAAUUUUAUUCUUAAUAUAAGAAAGUUUGAGUUCAACAGUUUUUAGUUUUUAUAUUAUGUACAAUUUUGCAUGGAUUUUAAUGGCAGAUAAUUUUCUACUUAUUUGUAUGAAUUUUAUUUUCAUUUUACUGCUGUAUUUUAAGAUAAUUGUGAUGCAAUAGUGGGGCCAAUUUUUGGAAACAUUUUUAGUCUUGUAUUUUUUAAAAGUAAAAAUAAGUGUGCCAAUUUUAUUUAUAAGAGUGAAAUGUGCCUCAUUUUAGACUAAGUUAAAGUCGAAUUAUGUAAGUUUUUACUUGAUAACUUAGCCUCUAAGUUUGCCAUUUCAUUGCAUUUGUUACAUGAGAUUUGUUUAUAAUUUUUAGUUAUUAAGUUUUAUAUAUUGACAUAGAAACAAAGUCAUAACUCCAAAAAUGUUGUUUAGUUUGUACUGAAUAACCAUUUAAAAUAUUAAUGUUUAUUGUAACAUUUCUCAAGCAAUAGAUUAUAAAAAUUAAAAUAGCCUUAUUUCUGUCUCUUUCUAAUCAUUAUAUUAGUUAUUACAUGCAGAUAUAGCUGUCUUGCUCUAAUAAAUAAUUUAUCUAAAUGAUGAAAAGGUUAGUGUUCUUAUAAUUUAGUCUUCAAGUCAGUCAUAAGCAAGGCUUUUUUAAGCUUUUGCAUAGCUUCUAUCGCGGGCCUUGAACGCGGGGACCGAUCCAGAAAUUCCGUAACGAAAAAACCUCACGCUCCCCACU